AUGUCCAGUAAUUUAGGCAAAGCGUUUAUUUCUCAACUUUCUAAAGAAACGGAUCAUAAAUCGCUGAUUCAUAUUUGUGAAGAAAUGUUUCCAAUAAUUAAGGAAGUAGCAAAAAAUAAAAAUGGAUUUGAAAAGGCUAUGGAUUUGUUGUUACAUUUGGAAAAAUUAACCAGAAACGCUAAACAUUAUGAAUCCAACGCCCAAGUUUUGAUUGAGAUUGCAUCUUUAUGUGUUGAAACGAAUCAUUGGAGAGACUUGAAUGAUUAUCUUGUAAUUUUAUCAAAUCGAAAAUCAUUUAUAGAAAAAUCUGUUGUGGCUCUGAUAAAACAUUGUCUAAUGAUAAUUCGAUCAAUUAAAAUUGAGAAAAUUAUUCAACUAGAAUUAAUGAAAGUUUUAUAUGGCAUAACAAAAGGUAAAAAUUAUUUGGAAUUGGAAAGAGCAAAACUUAGUAAAGUAAUGGCAGAUCACUAUGAAGAAGAAAAUAAUGUUGGUAAAGCUAUAGAAAUUUUGGAAGAUUUAAAAUGUGAAACAAUAUCUAAUUUGGAUAACAGGGAAAAGAAUAUAUUCGUUAUAUCAUUAUAUUACGAGCGUAUUUAUAUAAAAAGGAUGAGUGAAAUUCUUUGCAUUACUAUAGAAAAAUGUGAAAAUUUAAUUUCUAAAUUAAUAUCUAAUGGUCGUAUUUUGGCAAAAAUCGAUCGUUUAACUGGAGUUAUUAAUUUUAACAAAGUUAAACGAACUGGACAAAUAUUGAAUGAUUGGAUUUUCAAUAUAAAUGAAUUAACGAUCAAAGUUAAUAAUUCAUUUCAUGAUGUGAAUAAAAUGCAAUAUUAA
Molecule: messenger RNA, 831 nt
Organism: Condylostylus longicornis
Lineage: Eukaryota; Metazoa; Arthropoda; Insecta; Diptera; Dolichopodidae
Product: 26S proteasome non-ATPase regulatory subunit 12-like
Exons: 3
Coding region: 1-831 (276 amino acids)
Cellular component (GO): proteasome regulatory particle, lid subcomplex; cytoplasm; nuclear proteasome complex
Source: RefSeq, a predicted model, not a curated record